GACCACCAAGAGUUUUUCUGAUUCGGAAUCAGAAUUAGAGUAACCCUUUUUCACAUUUUCGGACUUCAAGGAUGCUGUUAUUGUGGCACGAGGCGCUGGGCUCGGAUGACGAGCAGGCAGCGGACGACGAGGUCUACGCACGCGUGUUAUAUUCCCAGGAGGACUGUGAGGAUGACGCGCGGCUGUUGCAGAGUCUCCACCUGGUGCAGGGACUGCUUACGUUCGUACGGAUGCUGCGACGCAGAGGCGAGGAUGUGAAGACGGAGACGACAGAGUGGACGCCCGAGUGGACGAGUGUGACGCUGUCCAGGAGAAGAUUCUUUAUCCUGAAGGUGGAGCCGCAGAUCUUCAUGGCGCUGGUACGAGGGUGACCGGCAAUCAGUCAAAGUGGAUCGUGGUGGGAAGCGUUAACUGUUUGGUGGCUUGCUCUGUGUCGUUGCUGCUGUAGGGCGUGCAACCGACAGUAGAGAUUGUACGAUAUUGCCAUGGAUUUUAGCCUUUUGCCGUGUCAUUUUGCUAAUGCUGUAGACACGAUGUGGUAGAGUGACCACAGGAGUGGUUACGAGGCCCUACUUCGAGAGAUGUACGACAUGUUCCGACUGUUUCAUGGGAGUAUUGACAGGUGAGUUAUCUGCAGUUGAUUCAAAACGCUAUUGGCAUGCAAGCUUCAUGGUUGUUGUGGUUGCUUUACAUGUAGCAACUUACGCUUGUUACCAUCUGGCAUUGACGAGACGACUUCGGGGCAGACGACGAAGUACGCUGAUGGAAUGGAUCUCUUGAUGGACAUCGCUGCGGCGCGUAAACGACUGCGGAAGUUUCGGAUUGCGAUCGAUACGCAUACCCAGUCUGUGGAUGAAGACCAACAGCACGAUGAUAACAUGAUGAUGGAGCUACAGGAGAGCAGGUUAGCAGUGGAAGCAGCGCUAGAGACUCUGGUAUCACAGUCUCCAGCGUUAUUACUGCAGAGAAAAUGUGCCAGGUUUUUCCCCACAUUACUACAAGCUUUGGAUGUUCGCGGAUCGAGUGGGCUCUCGGAGCUGCAAGGUCUCGGGUACUUCCCAAUGGACCAGCCCACAUUCUUAGCUUUGCAAACGUUUAUAAAUGGUUUCCACACCGAAAUGAAGUUCUCCAACGAAAGUACUGGAGCAGAACAAGUGGAGAGCUCUGCGUUAUUCUUCAAGGGGAAUUUAUUGUGGAGUUCUAUGGAAACGGCUACGAUGCAGUUGCUGUAUAAAUUCCUUCAACUGCGCGAAGAGCGUGGCAUGACUAUGAUCCGAGGCGACGGAACAGAGCGAGAUGAAUCGUAUCCUGGUCUGAGAGGAACAAAUAGUAUCGACGCUGAGCUGUGGAUGGCCAAUGCAUACGAUGAUACAUUUCUUCCUGUUUGGUCCAGCAAGCUUUCCUACGCAGAAUGCGAUGCCGUAUUCCAAACAGAAAAUGGACCCCCUCAUCUGCGCAAGGCUGCCCGAUCAUUGCACAAGCAGCAUCCCGUCUCACUCUCAACAUUCCUGUCAGAAGCACAGCCUUCUUCUGGGAGUGGCAAUCUGCUGACCCCUUCCUCGACACCACGUGCUGGUGUGGCGGGGGAGUCAUCACCGUUUGGCUCUCCUUCACAUUCUCCUGCUUCAGCGACUCGAUUUGGUGGGCCUCGGAGCAAUGGAGCAAGUCCUGCUACUUCCAAGAGCGCGAUGAAAGCACGGGCUCGGUCUAUUUCGUAUCGUAAUGCUGGUCUAUUGCUGAAAGAUGGCCACUUUUCCAAAUUUCUUCAUGCAAACCCAGAAACUGCAUCUGAAAAUGCUUCAAGUGAAACAGAAGCGGUAUGGAGUCCACACAUCUUCCGUUUGGGUGAAGCUUCCCCUGCUUUAACGACCUCAACGACCACAGAGACAAUGGCAAGACAUCGAGUAGUGGUGUGGCAUGAAGCAGAUCUCACGAUGGUUAUCUUACUUCGUCUCAAUGGAUUGGAAGUGGAGGCAUCCAACGCGAAACCAGGCGGAUUGAAUACCACCACACUCGAGCACUUGAAAGGCUAUCUCGAAAGACAGCGGCGGUUCCAGACCCUGGCAGAACUCAUCCUUGCGCGCUACAAAGCCACAUUCGCUCCUGAGAAAAGCGCCCCGAGUCUUCAUCCGCUUCCUCCGUUCCUGUACAUUAACCGUGUCAACCUUGCGUUCCGGAUGCAAUACGUGCCACGACUUCUGAAGAGCAAGGAGGACGACUUGUUCCCGAUUCCUGUCAAGUUGCUGGCACAUUAUUUUCCGUCAUCUAUGCUGACGCUAGUCAAUGACCUUCACGCGGAGCUGCACAAGUCUGCAAGUGCUGGCAAUCGCGAGAUCUGCGUUCGCACUCGACAUGCCGGCUGGGUGCUCGCCAAGAAGUCGGAGACGUCGCACCGUGAGUUGUAUGUCUUCUUCGACAGCAAGAUCUCGUCAGUCUACGAUCUCUCAGAUUCGCUUCAGAUGCUACUGCACGACCAGUUCGGAAAUGUCUUGUUCUAGUUGUGUGCCAAGCACUUCAAUGUACACCACUUCAACUUUGUAUUAUGUGUACCACA
Molecule: messenger RNA, 2554 nt
Organism: Phytophthora nicotianae INRA-310
Lineage: Eukaryota; Oomycota; Peronosporomycetes; Peronosporales; Peronosporaceae
Exons: 3
Coding region: 768-2498 (576 amino acids)
Biological process (GO): vesicle-mediated transport
Cellular component (GO): intracellular membrane-bounded organelle; Mon1-Ccz1 complex
Source: RefSeq, a predicted model, not a curated record